Molecule: messenger RNA, 918 nt
Organism: Puccinia graminis f. sp. tritici CRL 75-36-700-3
Lineage: Eukaryota; Fungi; Basidiomycota; Pucciniomycetes; Pucciniales; Pucciniaceae
Exons: 5
Coding region: 1-777 (258 amino acids)
Molecular function (GO): acyltransferase activity, transferring groups other than amino-acyl groups
Source: RefSeq, a predicted model, not a curated record
AUGAGUGCUUAUGGUCAGAUUAGAAAGAAUCCGAGCAAGACAACUAGUCAACUCCGACCACGAACGUAUAGGUUACCCGACCAAUCGGCUUCGUUGACAGUUUUUCCAAUCCAAGAUGUUUUGUCACCUGAUGGCUUGAUCGUCAAAAACCCAGAUCGGUUCGAAGCGUUAUGGAAACAUUUAAGUGGUCUGUUCGAUUCUAUCGUUGCUGAGGGAAGAACAUAUCCGCAAGAGGAAGAAUUGGCAUUGGAUGGAUUCAAGAAUUAUUUCCUCUCCCAUGACGUCUUCAUUGGGGUUCUUGACGCGUUUCCUGCCCCGAAUGAAUCACCGGAUGGUCUCCGCACAAAUCAGGAAGAAGGUAUCAGCAUUGAGGCAACCGAUCCGCUCUCUCUGAUGGACUUGAUUUCAGAUAGACCGCUGCAGGAGAUUAUCGCGGGCAUAUACUACAUCAAACCCAACUACCCAGGACGCUCAGCCCAUUGUUGCAAUGGUGGUUUCGUGGUCGAUCCACGCCACAGGGGACGUAAGGUCGGCAAAACAUUAGCCCGAUCAUUUUUACACUAUGCUCCCUUACUAGGAUACAGGGCUUCAGUUUUUAAUCUUGUUUACAAGAAUAAUCUGGCCUCCAUAGCCAUUUGGGAUUCACUCGGGUUCCAAAGAGUAGGCUUGAUCCCCAAAGCGGGCAGAUUGAAAUCCGUUAUCAAGAAUGCCGAUGGCCAAUCAAACGAGGACGAAGAAUACAUAGAUGCAAUCGUGUAUUGGAAAGAACUCAUUUGAAUUACCUCCCUGACAGUGAUGAUUUUUUGUUUCUGCUUGGUGAGAAAAGAGGCUCGACUUGGGUGAUUGAAUACGCAUCUAUCUGGAGCCUUUUCUUCAUCCACCAUGGAUGGACUUGUUUCAUGAAGGGGUUGUAAAAAC